AAGACUUUGCGCGCACAGGUGGUUUUAGAGUGGGGGAAAAAAGACAAACGAUGGCAAACUCCGGGAUCCAGCUGCUGGGAUUCUUCCUCUCACUCAUCGGUGUGGUCGGACUGAUUAUCGGGACUGUUCUGCCUCAGUGGAAGAUGUCAGCCUACAUCGGCGACAACAUCAUCACAGCCGUGGCCAUGUACCAGGGGCUGUGGAUGUCGUGCGCUUUCCAGAGUACGGGCCAGCUCCAGUGUAAGAUCUACGAUUCCAUCCUGCAGCUGGACAGUUCACUGCAGGCCACUCGAGCCUUGAUGAUCGUUGGCAUCAUUGUGUCCAUCACAGGGCUGGGUGUGGCCUGUAUGGGAAUGAAGUGCACCACCUGCGGAGGCAGCGACAAACUACGCAAGUCUCGGGUUGCCACGACAGGAGGCGUCAUCCUACUAGUCGGAGGAUUGUGCGCUAUCGUGGCAUGUUCCUGGUUUGCUCACAAUGUCAUCCGGGCUUUCUACAAUCCUUACACGCCUGUCAACACCAAAUUUGAAUUUGGUGCUGCCAUCUUCAUCGCAUGGGGUGGUUCCCUCCUCGACGUUCUGGGAGGAACCAUGCUAGCCGCUUCUUGUCCACGAAAGAAACACGCGUCUAAAUACCCACCCAUGGCUAGUUCCCGCACUGGGCCAACGAGUAGCACUAAGGAAUACGUCUGAGAGCGCCCCCUGCAGCCUGGGAGUCCAACACAAACAAGAUGUCGACAAUGACGGAUUGAGGCAAAGAAUUACUGAAAUGUGAUAGUUAUCGUACAUCUGGC
Thalassophryne amazonica is the source of this 793-nucleotide messenger RNA. It is a transcript of the gene cldn7a, whose product is annotated as claudin 7a. Gene Ontology annotation, biological process: cell adhesion; bicellular tight junction assembly. The record is from RefSeq and is a predicted model, not a curated record. Gene Ontology annotation, molecular function: structural molecule activity. The coding region runs from base 51 to 692 and encodes 213 amino acids. Gene Ontology annotation, cellular component: bicellular tight junction; plasma membrane. The transcript has 4 exons. Lineage: Eukaryota; Metazoa; Chordata; Actinopteri; Batrachoidiformes; Batrachoididae.